UUGCAAAAUCUGUAGCAAAAUGCCGCCAAAAACCCCAGUCGGAAAAUCCGCAGGCAAAAAGGCCGUCAAGAAGCAGGUUGGAGAGGGCAAGAAGAAGAGAAAGUCAAGACGUAAGGAAAGCUAUGCUAUCUACAUCUACAAGGUGCUGAAGCAAGUCCACCCCGACACCGGUAUCUCGAGCAAGGCCAUGGUCAUCAUGAACUCGUUCGUGCACGACAUCUUCGAGCGCAUCGCUGGUGAAGCUUCCCGCCUGGCGCACUACAACAAGAAGUCCACCAUCACGAGCAGGGAAAUCCAGACGGCCGUUCGUCUGCUUCUCCCCGGUGAGCUGGCCAAGCACGCCGUGAGCGAGGGAACCAAGGCCGUCACCAAGUACACCAGCAGCAAGUAAACGGUACAAUCCGUGCUGCACAAAACAACGGCUCUUUUAGGAGCCACCCAAAUGACACGAAAGUCAUGGCCGUGCAUCUUAUCUGUGAUACGAUUCCCAAUUUUGCCCCAUUUCCAGUUUUCCCGCAUAUACUCUCACGUUAUGACGGCCGGAUAAAAGUAAUACUUGGCCAAAUAAUAGUUUUGGCUUUGAAUUCUGGAUAACAAGAAUACUAUUCUUAAAAAAAGGUUUAAACUUUCGUAGUAUAUGAUAAAUACGUAUUUUAGGGUACUUGGAUCUCAGUUAUCUCAUUGAUAAUAUUAUAUUAUUUCGGCGCCAAAAGUCGUUUAUGAUAAUGAUGCGCGCCCUUUUCUACCCUCGAUCUGGAGCCUAUCAACGGGCUAUAGGAUAAUCAACGUAGGAAUAUGUGCUUAUUCAACACUAACAAGACAUUAGACUUCAUAGAAUGUAAUGUGUUGCUUUGAGGCCAUAUUUAGUUCGCAUCGAAAAGGAUAACUUUUACUCAAGAGAGAGGCGCUAUUGUUUUCGUUCAAUAUGCAGCCCUUGUUGUACCAAAUAUAAUUUUAGCAAACUUGAAAUUGUCGUGCACAAUUUGCUGGAUUAGGUCUAGAAUCUGAAAUGUUGCUAGGUUGUCCAUACACGAAGGCAAAAAAAAUAGCAGAAGUCAAGCCAAAAACAGUCAGAACAAAGUUUAAACCUAUGGCAAAAAAAAUAAUGAUAAAAGCUGAGAUAAUAGCC
Nematostella vectensis (starlet sea anemone) is the source of this 1129-nucleotide messenger RNA. RefSeq names its product late histone H2B.L4. The transcript has a single exon. The record is from RefSeq and is a predicted model, not a curated record. Gene Ontology annotation, cellular component: nucleosome. Gene Ontology annotation, molecular function: protein heterodimerization activity; DNA binding; structural constituent of chromatin. Lineage: Eukaryota; Metazoa; Cnidaria; Anthozoa; Actiniaria; Edwardsiidae. Bases 20 to 391 code for a protein of 123 amino acids.